UGACGUUUGGAUUUUUUAGGGUCGGAACAUCGCUGUUGAUCAACCGUGUGUUCCAAUUCGAGGAUUAUUGAGUCGUUACGCAGCUGACCCUUGAAGGGUUUUUACUAGCCAGCUCGACAUUUCGGCACUGACCUGGAUUUCGCGGGAAAAUUAAUCUCCGGAGACUAUUGCUUCACGGAGAUAACGAUCUGCCAACUGUCGUUGUUGUUCGUGUGCGAUUGGCUGGCGAAGCGGAAGGUGUCAGAAAAUCGGAAAUAGCAGCAGUGGUUUUUCGCUGGGCAGUGGGUGGCCCUGACUACCGGUCACUGUGUACCACGGAACGGUGGAGUAUGUCCACGUAUGGAGUGAUGUGCGGGCGCAAUGUUGUUAUUUUCCCCUGGUGAUGGUUUCAAAUUGGAAGAUGAGAUAAAAUAAAUAUAAUAAAUUGUCAAUUUGAAGAUUCAGACAACACCGGAAGCAAACGGUAAGAAUCGAGUGUGAGUGAUUGCGCUCCGAUUGAAAAGGAAAACGUCCCAAGUGAAAAGUAGGUAGGUCAGAAUACUGGAUGUGCUUUGGGAAAGAUACGUUAUUCAAUUUUGGAGCUUUAUAAUAGCCGUGGGUUUCUGUCGGAUUCGGCUUUCAGACUCAGUGAGCAGGAAAAUGCAGUGAACGAAUAGAAGCAAAAGGCACAAUCUAGUUUUCGAGGAUAUUUUCCACUAGUGCAGCGAGGAGACCCGGUGUCUUGAAGAAUUCUUUCCGGCAAAUAGAAAGGUGCCGCUGACGACGGUCGCUAACAAUACAGUCUACUGAAGCGGAAUAUCAAUUCGGAAGUCGAUUUGCAGCAAAAGAAAAAAAAACACCAAGUCGAAUCAAAAUGCAGUAAAAAGUUAAAUUACAGUAGUCAGUUAUAUUCGGCUGGUGGGAGUAGUUCAAUUGUUGGAUUAAUGCUUUAUUAAGUGAGUGCUGUUUCAUCGUAGUUGGCACAGCUGUUCUGAUUGCUAGUGUCAUUCUGCAUUCUGAUAGAAGUGGUUUUGCCUGUGGUUUCCUGGUUGAGGAAACGCGUCAUUUUAGAUUUUACGCUAUGCCCCUGUUUGACACCAAGCUGUUUCAGAUGUUUCAAGAGAAAAUUGCAGUGUGGUGGAAAAAUUCUACCGUUGACGAAAAUUUGUGAGAAGAAGCAGCUUGUGCAAAAUUGUGCUUACCCGCUAUUAGCAGCAAGCGCAGUAGUGAAGCCGGAAAAUUGCAGCCGAGCGAUCAUCGCUAUCAUCGUCAUCAGCGCCACCAGUGGCAGUGUUUGUUGUGUGUUCAACCCAGUUCUACUGCGUUGAAAAGUGUGCUUCCGAAGAAGCUUAAACGUGCAUCUCUGUGCGUGUGUCUGUGCAUGUAUGUUUGUGUGGGUGUGUGCAGAAACAGUGCACUUGUUUCGCCUUCAAGCAGGCCCUGUCGCUAACGACGGCAAUACAGCACCCAAGCCGGAAGGGAAAACGUACGCUCGGCCGCCCAUCAAACGGUGAUCUGCAUCCGAGAGCGAGAGAAAGAAGGCAGCGUGUUUGCAAAACCAACAUCAGGCCGGAAGCUGCAUCCUGUUAGCUUGGUGUGGAAAAGCUGAAAGCAUCUGUCUGAAUAGCGCUCCAGGAAAUCUCGGCCAGCUCAACCCGCAGCACCGUGAAACUAUAGCAGGAACUGGUUGCUUAUAAUGGUGAAAUCUAUAAUUAUGCAUCGAUUCAACAUACGGCGACAAGUGGUUCCCAUCUAAGGCGACCAUCAUCGGCUUCGAGUUUCCAAUUUUCCACCCUCUGGUGCCAUCGAAGUGCGAAGUGAAGACAGUGCUCGUCAGUGACGAAGACCAAACUACACGAGAACAGCAGGACGAAAGUUUUCAAAUUGAAACCAGCCCCAGUCGGGGUCAACUGUUUUCAAUGGCAAUAAAUUGAUUAGCUUUCAACAAGACGGCUACUUGAUACGAAAUGAAGCAAUUCGCUCAAUGUAGCGGUGGCCUGUGUACGGAAAGGUGUAGCAACGAGAAAUUGCCAUUAUAACCCGUGCAAAAAGUAUAACUUUCAACAGUGUACAAUCGAAAAAAAAGCAAAUCAACAGAAAAAAAAGUAACGAGCAAGCGUUCGAAUAUAAUCGAAGACACAAGGAAAAGCAAUAAACGUGAAAUUUCCGCAAACCGAACGAUAUUUCCUCGAUAGCAGCGCAGAAGAAAAACUUUCUGUGGUAAAACGAAAGAAUGAAAGAAAUUCACACAAAAUCCGGCGAAAACUUUAGUGGUACUACACUAUAAUACUCAUAUGUGUAGGGCUGUGUGUGUGCCAGUAAUUGAAGCUCCAUGUGGUGUGAGUGAGACUGUCCGGCUAGGGUAAGACGGAAGUGUGCUCCAGAUACCAACCCCCCCAGCAUCAUCAUCAUCCACCACCACCACCGUCAUCCACGGUUAUCCGAACUGGCGAAACUAUAUCACAAUUUUUAUGCUGCUGCCAAGGUUCAACACUAGCCCGGUCCAAUGAAUGUGGUUCGACUGUUGCAGAUUAUAAUCGUUACGAAAUUCAUCAAAACUGGUAUCGCCGACAAGAACGACUAUCCGCUCUAUUUCGAAAAGGUCAUCUAUGAGGCGGACAUUGACGAAAAUGUCGAAACCAACCAUAACUUUCUCAACGUCACCGCAAAAACGCACACUGAAGCGCCUGGUAUUCGAUACAAGAUCACAAGCGGUAACAUAGGCGGCGUGUUUACGAUCCACAACACCACAGGGGCUCUGUACGUGGCGAAAGCGCUUGACUACGAGAAAAUCAAAAAGUACGAGCUCCGGUUAACGGCAUCGGACAGCUUCAAGGAGAACUACACGACGGUGCUGAUUAACGUUAAGGACGUAAACGACAAUCCACCUGUAUUUGAGAAAUCAUCAUAUCGCACACAAAUCACCGAGGAAGACGACCGGGGUCUGCCGAAGCGGGUGCUACGGGUUACAGCAUCGGAUGCCGAUGUGGAGCGACCCAACAAUAUAAUCUAUUUUCUCACCGGUCCCGGAAUCGAUGUCGAGAAUCCGUCGGAGAGCAACUUCGACAUCAACAAGGCAACGGGGGAGAUAUUUGUUUUAAAGCCACUCAAUCGUGAUUCGCCCCAUGGGCGGCCAUCGUGGAAGUUCACCGUCUUUGCUCAGGAUGAAGGCGGCGAGGGAUUGGUUGGCUUCACCGAAGUGCAGAUCAAUCUCAAGGAUGUGAACGACAACGCGCCAACAUUUCCACAAGGAAUCUAUUAUGGAAAUGUGACCGAAAAUGGUACCAUUGGCAUGUACGUGAUGACAAUAAAGGCUGAAGAUCAUGACGACAUAAACGAGGGUACGAAUGCAAAAAUUAUUUAUUCGAUUGAAAAGAAUGCAAUCGAAGAGGAGACCGGUCUACCGAUCUUCGAUAUCAACCCGGAUACCGGGGUAAUCAAGACGGCUGUGUGCUGUCUGGAUCGGGAGAAAACUCCCGAUUACUCACUGCAGAUUGUGGCAACCGAUGGAGGAGGUAUGAAGGGUACGGGAACCGCUUCCAUCAAAGUGAAAGAUUUAAACGAUAUGCCACCUCACUUCACCAAAGACGAAUGGUUCGUCGAAGUGGAGGAAACCGAUGGGAACAUACUGCCAGAAGCUCCCAUUUUAACAGUCACGGUCAAUGACGACGAUGAAUUGAACAACUUCCAGUACAAAAUCAUCGAAAGCAGUGGAUAUGGAGCGGACAAGUUCGCAAUGAUCAAAAACAACGACGGAACUGGCAGCUUGAAGGUAAUUCAACCGCUGGACUUCGAAGACCCGAUGCAAGUAAAUGGGUUUCGAUUUCGCAUUCAAGUGCUGGACAACGAAGGUAUCAACGAAACUGACAAGUACCACGUCGACCAUUCGUGGGUUAUCGUCAAACUGAAAGACAUCAACGACAACACACCCCGCUUCAGAAGGCCACAUAUGGAUGCGAGUACCUCCGAGAGCGAUGAAAUCGGCAAAUCGCUGGUUAGUUUCAAAGCCAUCGACAUCGAUAAUGCCGGUAAGAGCAAAAUCACGUACAUGAUCAAUAGGACAACGGACCGGAAGCGUCAGUUCGCAAUAAACGAGGAAGGAACGGUCACAAUCCAACGCGAACUUGAUCGUGAGUCCGUAUCGAAAUAUAGCCUAGAAAUACUAGCAAUUGAUGACGGAGUUCCUCAACGAACAGCAACGGCCACCCUUACCAUCGAGGUCAAGGACGUCAACGACAACGCACCAGUGUUCGCCGAAGAAUACAGACCGAUUCUACCGGAGAAUUCUCCGCCAUCGAAAAUCAUCGAAAUAUCUGCGAUCGAUCAGGAUGAUCGCAAAAUGGGCAACGGAGCACCAUUUCAGUUUCGCCUAGACCCGGAAGCGGACGAUGUAAUACGAACUUCGUUCAAGGUGGAACAGAGCAACAAAGGUAACGGUAUGGCCAUAGUAUCAUCACUGGGAUCUUUUGAUCGUGAGUAUCGAAAGCAGUACGAAAUACCGAUCGUAAUCAAAGAUUCCGGCAACCCACCACAAACCGGAACCAGCACUUUAACGGUGACUAUUGGCGACAUCAAUGAUAACAUCAUGCAGCCGGGAUCGAAGGAGGUGGUAGUCUACAAUUAUCAAGGACAAGCACCGGAUACGCCGAUCGGGCGAGUGUUUGUGAAUGAUCUUGACGAUUGGGAUACCUCCGAUAAGUUGUUCUAUUGGGAUGAAGUGGAAAAUCCAAGAUUUAAACUGGACGACACUUCGGGUAUGGUCACGAUGCGACGUGGUGCCCGAGAAGGUCGAUACAAACUACGAUUUAAAAUUUACGAUCGUAAACAUUCCCAAGAAUCAUUCGCCAAUAUGUCAGUAGUAGUGAAACACAUUUCAUACGAAGCUAUUGUUAACUCCGGAUCGAUUCGACUGAUGGGAAUUACCGAUGAAGAUUUCAUCAGAAUCUGGGACUACCGGACACAGAACAUUUUCCGUAGUAAAUUGGAACGCUUCCGAGAUAAGCUGGCAGAGCUGUUGAAUAUAGACAGAAAGAAUGUGGAUGUGUUUAGCGUUCAAAUGAAGCAAAAAACACCACCACUUGUAGAUGUGAGAUUUUCUGCCCGAAAUGCGUUCUUCUUCAAAGCUGUUCAACUGAAUGGAGUUGUUCUGCUGCACAAAGAGGAAAUAGAGCAGACAGUUGGAAUCAACAUAACAAUGGUAAACAUAGACGAAUGUCUCGCGGAAAAUGCCGACUGCAACGGAUCAUGUACAAGCAUUAUGGAAGUUCAGACCAAUCCUAGUUUGGUCAACGCCAACAAAACGGCCCUGGUUGGUGUACAGAUCAAAUCUACGGCAGAGUGUAUGUGUAGUGCACGGGAGUACAAGCAACAACAGUCUUGCAAGUCACACCCGUGUUUAAACGGAGGUCGUUGUUCGGAUAGCAAGUCCGGAGUUCGCUGUUCAUGUCCACCCGGGUACAGUGGACCUCGCUGUCAGCAAACAGUUCGUAGUUUUCGAGGUAACGGAUGGGCUUGGUAUCCGGCACUGGAUAUGUGCGAUAAAUCGCAUAUUAGUGUAGAAAUCAUAACAACUAAAGCAGACGGGUUAGUUUUUUAUAAUGGCCCCAUAGUCGCUCCGAACGAUGGAGACGAUCAACCACCGACAGAUUUCGUUGCACUGGAAUUAGAGCAAGGAUAUCCGAGAUUUUUAAUAGACUACGGUUCCGGAACCCUAGAGCUAAGAAUACAAACCAAACAACCUCUGAACGACGGCGAUUGGCAUCGAAUCGAUCUGUUCUGGGAUUCAGAACGCGUCAAAAUGGUUGUAGAUUACUGUAAAACUGCAGUAAUAUCGGAAGCCGAUGACGGAAAUCUCGUCGAAUUUGUUGAUCACACAUGUCAAGCUGUCGGUCGUGUUCCGCAGUUCAACGAAUACCUGAACCUGAACACACCGCUUCAAAUUGGUGGAGUCUUUCGCGAAAAAUUUGACUACACCUAUCAGCGCUGGCAACACAUGCCUCUAGCAGCUGGCUUCGAAGGCUGCAUAAGGAACUUCAAGCACAACGGAAUUCUCUAUGACCUGUCGCACCCGGGUCUCUCUAAGAGUACUAUGCCAGGUUGUCUCUACACUCAAGAGGUAUGUGAUCUAAAUCCACAGGUAGCAAAGUGUAUGGAGCACGGCAAAUGCAUCGGUAACUACGACGAAGCCAAGUGCGAGUGCAAUCCGGGCUGGUCUGGAACGUACUGUAGUCUACCGACGACACCUACCACAUUUAAAUCGCAUAGUUAUGUAAAGUAUGCACUCAGCUUUGAACCGGACAAGUUCACCACUCAGAUUCAAUUGCGAUUCCGAACGCGAGAGACUUUCGGUGAACUGUUCCGUAUCAGCGAUCAGCAUAUGCGAGAGUACGGCAUAAUUGAGCUGAAGGAUGCCAAGCUGCUGUUCCGAUACAGUCUAAACUCCGGACAGGUUGAACAGCACGAGGUAUCACUCAGUGCUGUCGAGGUGGACGACGGCCAGUGGCACGUGGUGAAAAUUCAACGAUACGGCUCGGCUGCCAUCCUGGAGCUGGACGGUGGGGAGGGUGCUAACUUCAACCAGAGUUUCUCCUUCGAUGGACAUCAGUGGCUUUCGGUGGACAAGCAGGAAGGUGUUUACGCCGGUGGUAAGCCGGAGUAUACUGGGGUCAAAACAUUUGACGUACAGGCGGACUACCAGAAAAGUUGCAUAGACGAUAUCAGAUUGGACGGCAAAAGUCUUCCUCUACCACCGGCAACCAACGGUACCCAGUGGGGCCAAGCGACGAUGGCGAAGAACAUCGAGCGGUACUGUUCUUCCAACAAUCCGUGUCAGAACGCGUACUGUCCAGAGCCGUUCGAGUGUGUCGACCUCUGGAACAAGUACGAGUGCGCGUGCGGCGACGGGAUGAUCAUCUCGCCCGAAGGAAAAACCUGCAUCGAUCGGAACGAGUGUCUGGACUAUCCUUGUCUGAAUGGCGGAACCUGCAUUAACCAGGAACCCCGAUUCAAGUACAAGUGCAUCUGUCCGGACUCGUACUGGGGCGCGAGUUGUGAAUUCCUGAAGGAACGACAAGCGUUGAAAUUCAGCACAAGUGCCUUGGCUGCCGUAAUAACAUGUCUAUUGUUGAUUAUUAUUUUGCUCUUUCUGUAUUUUUCUUGUUCUCGCCGCCGCUCGGCCAACUUCAACAAGAAACCAGCAACGAAGGACGACAUCCGUGAGAACAUCAUCAACUACUGUGAUGAGGGUGGCGGAGAAAACGACAUGACAGCGUUCGACAUGAAAACCCUGAAAAUCCCGAUAGGACCUCUGCCGGAACUGGUGCAACAUAAAGCACCUCCCGCACGUCCCGAUAUUGCCGUCGUGUCCGACCAGGUCAUCACCAAGGUCGACGUGUUCCUGGACGAUCGGAAACGACGGGCGGACGUCGAUCCCGCCUCCGGACCGUUUGACGACCUCCGGAACUAUGCCUACGAAGGUUGUGGGAGUACGUCUGGCUCGCUAAGUUCCUUACAGUCAGGUACUGACGAUGAACCCCAUGAGUAUAACUUUUUAACGGCAUGGGGUCCCCGGUUCGAUAGGUUAGUUAAUAUAUAUGAACCAAAGUUACAAAUCGAAGACGAUGACGUUAGUUAAAACUAGCUUUUGGUUUGGGCCAUUGGUGUUUUACUACUUCGCAACGUAAGUGUAGUUAAUUUCUUUUUUUAAUUCGAACAGUGUAGAUAUCAGAAGGAAUAUAAGUAUUAAACGAAUAUUAAUGUAAGCGAUUAGAAAGCCUCGAAGAUUGAGGGCGAAAAAGAUGCAAACAUGUUGUAAAUUAAAAAGAAAAUAUUUAAAUAAGAGUUAGAUGAUAAGUAGCUAAUAAGUACAUCAAGAUGAAAAGAAGCAGACGUAGUACAUGUUGUCUUUUUGGUGCUCUGUUUCACGAAACAUGGAAUGCUGGUUGUUUAUUCUGGUAGUGAGAAUUGAUUUACUAAGUUGUUGGAGAGUAGGUUAAAUAGUUUGCAAAUUGUUACAGAACCUGUUUGAUUUUCAUUUUAUUGACGAAACUAAAAUCAAGAGUCGAUUUAAACUAAUUACAUCUAUUGCAAUGCAUUCCGUUGUAAAUGAGCGCAUCUCCGUUAUCCCGCGGAUUUAUUCUUUAACAUGGAAGGGACCUCAUUAUAAGCAGAAAAUAUAUUCAAUUCGCUCCUAAAAUAUAUGUUUUAACUCAACCACGAAAAGAAUUGUACAAAAACCCUAUCGCUAUUAAAAAUCAAGUAUGCAAAUGCCGUGAAGUCCAAUGCGUACACUAAAACAAUACGUUACUCAAAUCGUUGAUGAUUUCCCGGGCGACUCCAUCGCUUCGAACAUUUGAUUGGGAUAGUGACCUCCCUGUGUGGCACACUAGAUGUGUCAUAUUAUUGUUAGAUUUUUUUUCGCCAGCUGGUUUACCGCAUCAAACCGCGGCAAUGCUGCCGAUGAUCUAUUUUUCGGUAAAAUAUUUCCACCAACACUGGCAGAGCAAUCAGACCGGAAACAAAAGGGUUCUUAUUUAUUUUCCAAUCAUAAAACUAUUGAAUAGCAAUCCAUUUAUUCUGUUGUUCCUGCUGAGCAGAUAUCAAAACAUUGCACGAAAUCGGAGUGCAUGGGAUUACUCCGCAACAAACGGACCGAAACGGCAAAAGGGGCGUAUAGACAAUGCCAAACAAAGUUUCAGAGAAAAAAAAAGUCGCUAUACAGGUACCAGAGAUCCGAACGGAUACUGCAAAGUGCAGGCGGCUUCGAGAAAAAAAAAUCAAUAUUUUCGCUGAAAAAUCAAUCUGUAAAUAUUAAAUGUAAGUUUAGACAGUCUUUUUACCAUCAUUGUUGUCGUCCAAAGAAUGAGGAAAAAAAACAUCUCAGCGCUCGAGAAACGAUAAAUAUUACAAAAGUGCACAAACUCACACACAAACGAAUGCGACUCCCAGAUAGCAUAUAACAAACAAAUCAAAAAUGGCAAUGGAAAAGGGGAGCGCAGAUCAUAAAUUUCUGCUCGAAUCCAAUGUGAAAUCAAAUAUUUGGAACUCUGGGGGAAAAACAUCCCGCGAUCCGAAAAAGCUGGCUAACCUGGCGAAGCGUGAAUACAGUUGUAUAGUUUAUUUGUUGGAAUGAAUGUAUACUUAACCAUGAAGUAGCUCUUUUCAUUCAGCAGCAAAAUGAUGGGUGCAGUGAUUCGGGCAAUCUAUGCAGUUAUUGUACCAUAAAAUUGAGGAUGUGCAAAUACAAUAAAACCAUUUGCUCAACCCUUUUUAUUACAAGUGAUUUUAUAAUAGAUUUAAAUCAAUCUAAUUAUGAUUUGGAAUUUCGUUUUAGUGUGUUACGGAUGAGAGUUGGGAAUAUUAAAUACAAAAAAUAACGGGACUUGGUUCAAUCUCUGAAUAUUGUUCCUCCGUCAGAAGCUAAUUCGAGCGCCUACCGCGUGUCACAAUAUGAACAACUUGCUGCAUGUUUAGGGUGACCAUAUCAGUCGAGUAACACCCCAGGACAGUCUGAAGGAGACCUUCUCCCCUUUAUUAAACGAACGCUUUCUAGUCUCGCAGUCAGAACUUUGUCAGAAUGUCUCUCGUGACCAUCCAAUCACCGAGCACAUCUUCGGAUUUACUGACAUUCGUUCCUUGCUAUACCACAAUCAACAAAGGUUCCAAGAUGUUUUUGAAGAAAUCUACAAUCCUUGAUUGAGCGGAUAAGACGAUAUGUUUGGACUUGGAGGAAACGGGCCGACAAAAAGUCUACAGUACUAAAUGUAUGUCAUUGACGUGCAGCAGAAACAGCAACGGCCCCAAGUAACUUCCCUGUGUUAUUCCUGACAUAGCAGUGGAUGUGGGUGUCUGGCAAUUUUCAUUACUAACCAUUAUCUCUCGGUCUGUGAACUAGAAUCGAAACAACAGCAAAAAGGACCGUUUUUUCCGAAAUUCUUCAUUUUAACGAUUAUUAUAUCGUACUUCCCUCUACCCAAAGCGGUAGAUAGGUCGAUGCAAAUAAUAUCAGUUUGAGCGCGGUGUUCCAUACUCCUUGUUAUGUAGGAUGUUAGACAAGACCAGUUGGUCGUUAUUUAGCAUCAAGACGUGAAGCCAAGUUGCAGUUGAUUGUCGAUUAGGUACUGUACUGCUUGCAUUGAUCCUUAAGUGGUUCCAUAAUCACCAACUCGAGACAGCGGCCAAUUUUGUUUGUCCGGAAUUUUCUUUCAAAGAGAUUUUUGACAGUUGACUUUUAAGCCGUAAUCAUAUGUUUGUCGAGAUUUAUUUCACUAAUGAGAAAAAAAGCAUGCAGCAUUACUAUGCUCGCGGCAUUAUUCUAACAAAAGCUACCGCUAAUGGGUCCUUUGGAAAAGCUCGGACGAUAUUUGUCAAUCUCACAUCACCUGGAUGUUGUGCAGCUAAAAAUGCGAUACUUUGCUGAAAAUAUUGCCUGAAACAUGUUUCCUAAACCGCUAGAAGUUUUGUUCUACUAGUUCGAAUCCCGUAUAAUAACAUUGAAGUAGCAGCAUGAAAAUAUUCCAUUGAAAUAGAUAUUAACGAGAGUCGCGCGAAUUCACUGAGUGUAGCACGUUCAGAUACUCUAGCGAAACCGUCUUUCAACCCCAGCGCCCGCUCGUUUAGUAAGCUAUUAACACAGCUGCCGGACGAUCAAAACUUAAAAACAAGAUAUCUCGAAUAUAUCAAAAUAUGUAUCCGGUGUAUUUUCACAUUUGAUAGGACAUAUAUGGUACACUAAAAAACGUUGAUAAUAAUUCUUUGCCAAAACUUGCAACUUUUUGAGAAGGCUGAUUUUUUAAAACAAGAUAUUUUUCAAUAUUUUUGCUCACAUUUUACAUCAAAUGUGUCGAAAAUUCGCAAAGCCUUCUAUAAUAGACGCAAAUCAUUAGUUCUGAUAUAAGCCUAAUGUUGAAUUUAUGAAAUUUUAUAAUAAUAUCUAUAACUUUAGUUCUUGAAGAGAUAGAUCUUAACUAUCUUCGACAACUUAUCAUAGUAUUAAUCGUUCUAAAAGUUUGCCAAAGAUACCAAAUACCUAGGAUGCAAAAUAAAAAAUUAGUAUCGCAGCACCAUCUAUGCGGUGAAAAUCCAAACUAAUUUAUAUCAUCAAAAUAAGGUAUAGAUAAAACCAAGAUACUUUGCUGAACGUAGUAACAACUAAAAAUGCGCACCCAAAGCGCUAGAGGUUUUGUCUUGCUAGAUUUCGUUUCGAUCCCACUAUGCAUUCGUUGCUAGGGUAUUGAAGGAGCAACAUAUGGUUACAGAAAGGCAUUUUCGACAAUGGUGACAUAAAACGGUACACAUUUAACCCGUGUACAGUGGACCCGUGACCUAGCUGUGUGCAAAGUUCAUCCGGCACUCUCCACUCUGCUGAGCGAGGUUAAACGUCAAAUCAGAAGGAUUCGAGUGGUGCUUGUUGAAGGGGAAUACUUGUUGAAGUGGAAUACUAACUAAAGCCAGCCAGAAUUCUGGUUCAUUUUCCUGUUGGGUUCACUCGGGUAUAUUGAUCGCUUGUUUGCUUUUAUUUUGUAUAAUUUGUGUGCGUUGGGUUGAUAAGAUUAGUAGAUUACUUUGCUAGGUAUGCGCCUACUGAAAUGCGACUCAUUCGAGGGUUAAGUCGAGAUUGAAUUAGGUUAGGAGAACGAGUCAUGUAAGAGCAGUUUCAGUUAAGUAGAUAAAGCGAUUCUAGGCAGCCAAUCAAAACUAAAGUCAAGCAUUAAUUGGUGUUAACUUGUAUACUUUAGUACAAAUUGGUAUGAAAGAAUUUAAAAGUAAUACUAAUCUUCCAGUUAAAGCUAUUUUAAACUUUUUCAUCAAUUUACUGCUACUCAAAAAAAUAAAACAACAGUUGUAUAUGAACAACUGAAAAUAAAAGUCACAAGGACAGAACAUGCUUUGUAACCCGUUUAAAUUAUAUUAGAAUAUAAAAUCCUGAAAUAAAUUUCAAGCGUAAAACUCGGCAAGUCUUCAGUAUUAAAUCCUGUUAAAAAUAAAUAAAUCGUACGCAAGAGCAACCGUAUAUCAUGAUGAUCAAGAUUAAAAGUCAGUUAAAAAAUAACUUUGUAAUAAUCGGAAUUUUUUUUUCAGGUUUUCAUACUGCAGGUUAUUAUCCGACUCUUGUCCCAGUCAGAUUUUUACGCUUGGAGUUGGUCGGUGUUAGGUCAGACCGGACUAAGUGACAAAAUAUCGAUUCGAGUGUAAAGUUUGAAUCGCAGCAUCCUUUACGUUAUAAUUGGAAAUUAUUUUUUGUCAUAAUUCUUGUUUAUGGUUACAUAUUUCAAAUCUGGCAAAAGUCAAAUGGAGCUGAACAAAUUCUUUACCCAGUUCAUUAUCUCAUUUUUUGAUGUUUUGCGACUUAGUCCGGUCUGACUUAACACCGACCAGUUAAUAUUCGGUUUUUAUAUUCUAAUAUAUUUGAAGCGGAUUUUACAAAGCAUGAUCUGUCCUUGCGACUUUUAUUUUCGAUUGCUCAUAUGUUAGUUGAAAGUGUUCUAUGUUGAUUGUAGUACACCAUUUGAAGUAUUUAUUAUUGAAAAUGAUAAAAUAUUCGAACUCUGUUUUCCACUUCUAUAUAUAUCGGGUCUGAAGAGCUCAUGAAAAUAACUGCAUAUUUAAUGUCAUUGUGGUCGUGCUUUGUAUAGGGGAACCCGGGGCUAUUCGGACCUACUUAAGCAAAUCGCCCUUUUAGAUCGAUAGAUGUGAAAAAGUUUACCGGUUAAAGAUCCUAAUUGUUAGUUUGAAACCAUUUGGUGCCGUAAACGGUUCAUUUGCACCACUCAAUGGCAUCGCUAGGCGACGAUUUGCAAACCUCUGCAUUUUUCCAUCCUUUUACAAUGUAAUUCGGACCUCCCAACGAGGUGAUUCAGACCGUCAUUUUUCUUUAAUUUUUUUACAAUGAAAGAUUUAUAAGAGACACUCCUUAAGAAGCAAAAAAAAAUAAAAUGCUUUACAAAAACUUAAUCUGGUAGGAUACAGCUGUCGAUUAGCGGCCCAUGUAUUUUCUUUGCUGUGGCGUGUGCAAUGGUGUGCGCAACCGCAAGCCGCUGAACGGUGUUUGACGGAAUAGGGGGUCCGCACAUUUCGCACCAAAGUAGUGAGCGUCUCGAAAAUAUCUGUGUUUUCACCCAAACAAAAAUUAUUCCAUAAGAUAAGAGCCUCAAGCUUUCCAAAACACUUGCCAUUUAUUUUAUCACUUUUAUUUGUUGAUUUAAUCACGAUUUUUCCAUUAUAAUGAUUUUUGUUUUGAGAAUGGCAAAAUAACGAAACACGUUGCAUUUCCUUUCUACAAAGAAUCAAAUUCAGCUCUCAAAAUUAAUGUUUCAGAAUAGCGGUUCCACAAAUAUGUACGAUAGUCAGAAAUUCCUGCUAUUUUCUGAGAAAUCGAGGGAGUCCCCCACUGUCUUAAUAGCCCUGGGGUUCCCAUACCCAAAAUUCGACGGAGAAGAUUCUAUUACUUUUGAGUAAGAUUCUAUUAUCUUUAUGGUAAUAGACCAUGAAAUUGCGAAUAGCGGUAUUAAACCCACAUCACCGUAAAAAUACUAAUUCGGUAUGUGCAUCACACAACCAAAUGGAUAUGUGUCAACCUCGGCUCUGUUCGCAUGUGAAAUAAUUCGGUUGCUUUCUGUGAUCACUAAGAUUGUAUAAAACUUUUACAAGUCGAUACGAACUUUUGCUAUAGAUUCCAAAUACCUGGUUCCAAUAUGGGCCUACAUUCCGAAUCUGGAACAGAUCACAGAUUCAUCAUCUAUGGAUGCGGAAUAGUUUGAUCAGGACCAGUUCCCGGAUGCGGAUCAGUUCACGACUCUAAUCCAUACCUGGUUUGGACCUGAAAAAUGCCAUGAGUUUUGGAACAAUCACGUUUCAAGGUUACGAAACAAGACCUUGAAUAAGAAUCAUGAGUUUUAUUAUUGUAUACUAUUUUCCAUCCGUAACGCCUUCAAACUAUUUUAUUUGAGGAGAUAUCUAUUUUUACGAUCUUCAGUCACGGUUUUCGUUAUGUCAUUAUCGUUUUUUACGAGAACUAGCUCACAAUUUAUGAACAUUAUUCGUGAACCAAAUAUCGACUCGUGAUUUUAUCCAUAAUUUAGAAACAAUUUUUACUAUCGGACAAGAACCCAUUCAAGACGUAAUAAAAUAUCUUGAUAAUAGUCUAGUUUUCGUGGUUAUGAUUUAGUUCUCAAAAUCAAAACAGCCUAGAUAUUUUCUCGUAAACAAUUUCACGAAACUCGGAAAAUAAUUCAGGGAUACAUUCACGUUUCGUGAACUGGUUAAGAAGAUACGAUUCAAAUUCCAUAAAGUACUCUUUCAUUUUUAAAACAUAGUACUUAAUAUGUGCAUGAUACUAAAGUUUUAACCACAAGAGUCAUUUAUUCUUGGUGGGACUCGUUGUCGGUUUUGCCCACUGUUGCUAGUGGAACCUGCCAUCUACUUUCUCCCUUGCUCGUAUGUACGUCCUUGUCGUCAUCGUAAGAACAGUUUUGGUUUUUAUUGUUGGUUGCUUUCUGUGUUUUCGUUAUUACUUCUCAGGUAUGUUCGGUGUUGGUUUGGGAAUCCUGAGGAAUAUUAUUUAUCCGGCAAUUAUUUCGAGUAAUGUGACUCGCGUCCAUGAUAUCACCAUUUUUAUAUUAAUAGCCGUAAUUUCGCCCCGCCUUAUCGCAUUUUUUUUUUUCAAAGUUGUUCGCGUAACCAUGAAUAAUAUUUUACUAUUUUGUGAACUAUUUUACGAGCACGGAUAUUGAAUCGUGUCUAAUAUAUAAUAAAUCAUGAAUUAACUAAAAGUAUUUCUGAAUAAUAUGCCGAAUUCGAGAAAUAAUUUACGAAAAGAUAUCUAGACUGUUUUGAUUCUGUGAACUAAUUGACAACCACGAAAAUCAGAGCUUGAACAAGAUGAAAUAAAUCUUGAGGCAGUUUACGUCGUAUAGUCGAACUCGGAAUAAUGUUCCUAAAUGCAUGAAAAAAUCACGAAAUUAUCUUUUGAUUUAUGUUCAUAAAUUUAUGAACUAGUUCGCGUAUAGAAAAUCGAUUUUAUAAUGACAUGAUUGAAACCGUGAAUGCAGUUCACAAAACAAGAACAAAUAUCUCCACUAAUAAAAGAAUUAUGUAGGCGUUACUGAAGGGAAAGUGAACAUAAUUAAAAAACAAAAGAUUUUUGUUCAUGGUCCGGUUGUCGUAUGGUGAAAACAGAAUUGUACCAGAGUUAUUGAACUUUAUUUACGAUUUUGUGUACGUUCAAACAUACCGAUGAGGUUGAGGGGUGCUCAAAUCUAGAAGAGCAGUGAACAUCAAGCAAUUACCUGAAAAGCGUAAAAAAUUGAUACAAAUCGCUAAUACAUAGUAAUCGAUUGCAGAAGAGCUCUGAGAGGAAAUAGUUACCAUUUACGUAAGCCUACAACUCAAUUUUUAAUUAUAUUUUUUGGAAUUUUUUUUUCUCGAACUCGAGCAAAAAAAUCAACACGUAGUUUAUAAAUUGAUUUACGAAAGUGUAAUAUUAUAAAUGAUUAAAGUUGAAUUUUCGUAUGAAUACUUUUUUAAUCAAUGAAUGGAUUAUUUUUGAUAAAGGCCAUUUUUUUAAUAUUUAGGAUCAUGUGUGCAAGAUUUUGUUCAAAAUUCAGAGUGGAUCAUGCAAUACUUCAAACCGACAACCGUGGCAAAAUAUGGCAAUGAAUUAUGCUUCCUCACCGACCAUGCUUCUAGACUCGAUAGGAACACCCGUCUCCUAACAAGAAGAAGGCAAAAGAUUCUUCAUAUUUCCUUUCGUUCGUGCACAUAUGAGCCUGCUUGGUUUUAGUUUUCAUUUUAUGUACAAAGCUGAUUUACUCUAGAAUAUCCAACCGUCUUUGAAUUCGCAAUUCUUUCGGUUCUUUCAAUCAUCAAUUUGCCGAUUGCACUGGUUUUGCACAUUGUUGUAGAAGAACAGGCCACUUUUGUUAAAAAGAGCAACAUCAGUGCAAUUCACUGCUCCGGGGUUUUUCAACGAAAAUCGUCAUUAGCUAUCGUUCGCUUUGCUUGAUUGUGGCCCUGGAUUCUAGAUUGAUUUAGCUGCAUUAGUUAACGGCACGUUCAAUAUACCAGUAUUAUACGAAUAAAUUUUAAUGAUAUGAAUGAUCUUUUCCAAAGGCGUCAACUUCUACUGUUACAUUUGAUCCCCUGGAUAAAAAUAAUAGUGUUAUUAGAUAGCAUUAGUUCUGCAAUCGGUUGUGAAGUUUGUCGAUACAGAAUGUCAAAUUUUCUGCAUAACACUUUUUAUUACUUUAAAGUUUCGGCUUUUUCACGUUAAGAAAACUAAGAUCAAAAAACUUUAUAAGGAAUGAUGAUCAAAUUAUAUCUAAGAAAGAUUGACCGUUAAAAUUGUUUUUUAUGAAAUCUGGUUUACAGUCCAUUGUGCACACAUAUUAUACAAAUUUAUUAUUGAGUAACUCAAAAGUCGAUCACAAUAAAUCCCGUCUUACCAUUCGAAAUAACAUUUCCCUAACACAAAAAGGUAACACAAAUACUCCCUAAUUUCUCUUUCAGUCCGGACGAUCCGAACAUAAAUAGAUAAGUGGCAAACUGUGGCAUGAGCACAUUAUUUCAAAGACACAAACCCAACAAAAACCACGAACCACGUGGUUACUAGAGUGGGUGGUAUUCGGCAGCGGUACACGCUCUCGGUGGCUCUGACAGAGGAACAUAGAUGUGCUCGUAAAUUAGCAAUGGGAAUUGUAUGUAAUCCAAAUUCGGGACAAACGAUGCACUUGCGGUGGGUAAUAAAGUGCAAUCGAGACCGGGAGAUAAGUGGGUUGUGUUUUAUUCUGUGUUUUAUGUAACAAUAGCACAGGCAUCCAGCCAGCGUUAAAGUGCUAAAGAGUGCUUCGCUAGCUGGUUUUUGUUAAAUUUUCUAGGACAUUUAACGUUAAACCGUCAACGGUAGUAAAAAGGGUGCUGCUUCCUUGAGAGACAAUGUAUCAUACGAGCUACAUUUCCAGUUGAUCAAAUGAGUGAAUUGUGUAUGACGCGUCGAGCUCAAAACGGACACUAUCUAUGUAAAUAUAUAAAUUGAAGCCUACCAACCGGCAGGAAAUAGAGAAAAUCUUGUAACAUAUACGCAACAACGCAAAAAUAAACUAGACAAUUUACAAUAGAAAAAAGUGAAGUGAAAGGAAAGAAUCUCAAUUGUCAACAAAACGACUUGAGUGUUGGAUGUAGAGUAAUGAAUGGAAAUGAAACCAUAAAAAAACACAUAAUGUACAUUUUUCGCAGAAGGAUAUAAACGAGGUCAAAGUUUUAGAGAAGGUAAAACAUUCUGAUACAAACAGCCCUUGCAGACGAAAAGAAUUUAAUGAAAUUACGAAUUGUUUUGUAAAAUAAUGAAUAAAAAUCAACAAAAAAAAGGUGGAAUAAACUGUAUCACGAGAAAAUGUUUAAUAAAAAUUUAAUGAAAAUAACGAUAAACAA
This is a messenger RNA of Topomyia yanbarensis, 17403 nucleotides long. RefSeq names its product neural-cadherin-like. The coding region runs from base 2486 to 7612 and encodes 1708 amino acids. Gene Ontology annotation, biological process: homophilic cell-cell adhesion. Lineage: Eukaryota; Metazoa; Arthropoda; Insecta; Diptera; Culicidae. The record is from RefSeq and is a predicted model, not a curated record. Gene Ontology annotation, cellular component: plasma membrane; catenin complex. The transcript has 14 exons. Gene Ontology annotation, molecular function: calcium ion binding; cadherin binding.